UGUUAACAGCAGUUUUUUUCUUAUUUUGAUUUGUACUUUCGUUUUUGCAGAAUAUCAAUACUUUUUACGAUAAUGGAAAAAAUGUUAAAUGUCGUAUGUUUAGCACAUUAUAUUAUGUGACGGAUAUUUCACAUUGAUGAAGCGGGCUUAUUCUAGAGAAAACAAUCAUGGCGACUUUAAAAGGCUCUGUAUUAGCAACGUUAUGUGGAGCUAUAAUCGGCGCAAUAAUCGGUCUGCGCCCUUUACUGAACGUUACACUGGAUAUGUUUGUACAAGAGGUUGUCAAUGAGUGUGUAGAAGUGACCAUCAAACACGGAAACUUCAGAAACGCGUCGAUAGACAAUGUCUGUAGAACAGUGAACAUAACGCAGAAGAGUAACGAAACAUUCUCUAACAUAAAUGGGACAUGUGCACUGAUUAAUUGCACAUCUAAUGUCCAUGUUGAUUACCCAAAGAUAGCAAUAUUCAUCGAGUGGAACAACAUUCUCUCGGCGUGUCUGUACUUCUUCGUCUGUCUUGCCAUUAUCGUUAAGAAAGGCCGAGGCGAUGUUCUUAUAUCUCUCUUGUCUUUUGUUGAAAUGUGUAUGUUUAGCAAUUAUGUUCUGUUUGCCACGCUCGUCGGCUCUGCGGUUGGGUUUACACCGAGAAAUCUCACUGUAUCGUUUUACGUUUGCGCAACAAUCUCUGCAAUAGUCAUGGCGUCGAUCAUCAGUACAGCUGUGAGUUGCAUAGCUUGCAAAGACUCUCUCCCUCCUUCGAACCUGGUUGGAAUAAGAUAUAAGAAAGUCAUAAGGAAUGACCCUGAGCGUUGUGCUAUUAAAAGCAAAACUUGCACAGAUGUAACCAUUGGAUCAAAGGACAGCACUGCGAUCUUAGUGACCAAGAUAGCUGUAGCAGAACGACAGAGUAAUGAUAAUGGUAAUGAAAAGAGAGUAGUUGACUACCAUUUUCAUGUAAAGGGAAAUGAAUUUACAGAGGCUAAUACAGUGGAAAAUAGCAGUACGAAAUUUAAGGACAACGUGGUUGUAAAUGAUGACGGUGAGAUAGCAUUUAUAAAUGAAAACGACUUUGUUAAGAAACAAGUAAAUACAAAGGGCGAUUCAGGUGCUAAGGACGAUGUACUUUGUAAUGAUAAAACAGAUGUAAUUGAUCAAAUUAAAAGCAAAAUAUAUUCACAGUGGGCUAAAGAUGAACAAAAUGUUGGCAUUGGAAGAGACGCUAAAGGUCUCAGUCAUUCGACAAUUCAAAUUUUAAACGUAAUAACGGUAUACAGCGAUUAUCUUCUCGAUAGAUACAACACUAGGCGAAACAGACUUGUUGCGUUUGUUGCAUCUGUUGGCGGACGGCUAAAACCACUAUCCGAAUAUCCAGGGAUCGGAAAAGACUCCGGUUUAAAACCAACACCAUCAGAUUUCGGCAAAUCAUUCGUCAAUCAUUCGUUAAAUGAAUACUACCUGUACCAUGGAACUACACCUUCUACAGCAAAACUUAUCGCAGAAGAAGGGUUUGAUGUUCAAAAAUGUCGACGAACCAUGUUAGGUCGAGGGCUUUAUUUUGCCGACAGCGUAGUUAAAGCGGAUCAAUACACAACGCCAGAUGAAAAUGGAAUGUGUUGCAUAAUCGUGGCUAAGGUAUUGAUCGGAGAUUUUUGUGUGUCUUUUAAUCGACAAAAUAUCCCACCAUCAUCACAACAACCUCCAUGCAAAAAGUGCAUGAAAAUUGAAUGUUCGAAAAAACAUAAGACAGAGGGACCAAGAUUUGACUCGGUGGUGUUCAUAGGUGGAUUGUUUAGGGAGUACGUUGUCUUUGAUAACUGCCAAGCAUAUCCGGAAUAUAUAAUUUACUAUAAGCGUGUAUAAGUUAACAUGCAAGCAAACCUCAUAUGACAAAUUCACUUUGAUCCCACGUUAUCAUAAAGCAAGUUAUGCCUUGAUAUUUGUUUUUCUUGUCGUGUAUUCUCUGCAUUUUCAAUCGUAUGCCAAUAACCAUGUAUGCGGAGUCAAUACCCGACACGCAAAUAAUUGUAGAUAUCGACAUUGGUAGCAGUUGUUCUUUUUAAUAUAUGUUAAAUUGUACCUAGCAGUCAACUCUUACGGCUUUCAUCUUUAGAAGACCACUGUGGGCUUAAAGAGUAUGCUGGUCCUUUUAUCGCAUUUAAGUAAAUGUGUAUUGAAAAGUAAGGAAAUUAGCGGCGCAAACGGAGUGCAGACCUUACGUUCUCCCCUAAUGUUGACUAGUUUUUUUUUCAAAACUCGUUUUAUUUGAUGAUCACAAAAAAAUAAACAGUUGCAUGUUUGUUCUUUACUAGAUAUAAUACAUUAGGCUUUUUAUUUAGGGUUUUGCUCUGAUUAUUUAUUUUACAAUUAGGUUUUACUUUGAUUUGUCUGUGUUUUUAUGAAUUGGUUGCUUAAUAUUGUAUUAAUGCUUUUCAUUUUUUACCUGUAAAAAAUGUUGUCUAACCUAUCACUUUGUUGGGUAUUGAUGAUAAAUAACCAAUGUAUGAUUGAUAAAUCAAUACUGUAUGGCCGAUGUUUACGGUAAUAAAAAACAAUGUAAAGCGAAA
Dreissena polymorpha is the source of this 2563-nucleotide messenger RNA. RefSeq lists its product as uncharacterized. NCBI's taxonomy places the organism in Eukaryota, Metazoa, Mollusca, Bivalvia, Myida, Dreissenidae. Gene Ontology annotation, molecular function: NAD+ poly-ADP-ribosyltransferase activity. The record is from RefSeq and is a predicted model, not a curated record. Bases 168 to 1859 code for a protein of 563 amino acids. The transcript is spliced from 6 exons.